CGGGCCGGUCCCGCGGUCGGCCGAGCGGCCGCCGGCCUGGCCCCGUCCCCGUCUCCCACCAUGGCCAGUCUGAGCAGCCCCCGGGAGGCCGGUGGCGGCGGGAAGGAGAAGGGGCGGCCGGACGAGCCCCCCGCCCCGGCCGAGCGCCGGAACCGCAGCGGGAUCAUCAGCGAGCCCCUGAACAAGAGCCUGAAGAAGUCGCGGCCGCUCUCCCACUACUCCCCGUUCGGAGGCGGCAGCUCCCUGGGCGAGCCCCCCGAGAAGGGCGCCGGGGGGCCGGCGGGGGGCGGCGGGAGCGAGGGCCCCGCCCCGGCCGCGGCGGCGGGGGAGAAGCACCAGCCUACCUCAAAGCACAAAAGCAUCGCCCACCUGCUGAGCAAAGUGGAGCAGGUGGCCGGCAUCUCGGCGGAGGGGCAGGCGGCCCUGCAGCAGUACGCCCAGUCCACCGAAAUGCUCCGGCGCGUGGUCCAGGAACACAUGCCCCUGGUGGGCGACCACGGCAACGGCCUCGCGGAGAUGGAGGCCGCGGUCGCCGCGGAGACCACGAACAGCCCCUCCGAGUUCCCCUACCUGGGGGCCUUCCCGCUGAACCCCGGCCUCUUCAUCAUGACCCCCGCCGGGGUGUUCCUGGCCGAGAGCGCCCUGCACAUGGCCGGCCUGGCCGAGUACCCUAUGCAGAACGAGCUGGCGUCGGCCAUCGGCUCCGGGAAGAAGAAGCGGAAGCGCUGCGGGAUGUGCCCGCCUUGCCGGCGGCGGGUCAACUGCGAGCAGUGCAGCAGUUGUAGAAACCGAAAAACUGGUCACCAGAUUUGCAAAUUCAGAAAAUGUGAGGAACUCAAAAAGAAGCCUUCCGCCGCCCUGGAGAAGGUCAUGCUUCCUACAGGAACGGCAUUCAGAUGGUUUCAGUGAAGGUCGCAACCCCAAGGCCCUAGUGUUUCCUGCUAGCUUGUGUGGUCUCCCGCCAGACCGACCAAGAUGCUUUGGGAUGCAAACAAUGGAUACACACCCGUGUCUCUUUUAGAACCAAAAAUAUUCUCUCGCAGAUUUCAUUCCUGUUUUUAUAAUUUGGGGGGGGUUGUUUUGUUUUGGUUUUUUUUUUUUGUUUUGGUUUUUAUUUUUAUUUUUUGGGGGUUUUUUUUGUUUGUUUUCUUUUCUUUUUUUUUUUUUUUUUGGUUUUAACACCUUCCAGUCCUAGUAUCAAACAUUUAACUGCUUUACGAGGAGGGGAGGGUGGGGGAAAAAAAAUGAAUCUGUAAAGUACCAAGAUUUAAUAGACGGACUAUGGGACAAUCAUUUUCUUUGUGUUCUGGUGUUGCUGUUGUUUACGUGUGGAAGAUGCAGUUUUGUGUAGAAAAUGUAAAUUUUCAGUACCCUUUUGAAAUCUAGUUACUAAUAAGCACUAUUGUAAUUUAGCAGUUAACUUCUACCCUCAGUUAAAUUUUCUUUAACCCCCUCCCUGCCAUAAAAUAGUGCAUAGUUCCCUAUAGAAUACUCAAUUUCAUGUUUAUAAUGAGAACAUGUUUAAAGCGACGUAGACACCCCCCCACCCCCCCAACCCUCCCCUUACCGUUCACACACGUACGUUUGACCCGCGAGGAGUUUGGUGUUUCGAGUCGGAAAAUACCUAAUUUCUGCCCCCAACACAGGCUUCGAAAGAAUAAAAAAAAAGUUUACCUUAGUUUAUUAAUCUAGAUGGCGGGAUGCCUCAGCCAGAGUUUUACUUAGAGGAAAUUGUUUUUAUAAUGUUGCCCAAGGUUCGGUGAAAAUAACCAAGAUGAAAUGCCCCUCCCUCCCACCCGCCUUCCGCUGACCCGGGGGUCCCCCACGGCCCCGGCCCCAGCCCCACACCCGAGAUGAAGACGCUGUUUGUAAUGUUUUAGCCACCCGAGCUGUUUUGUGAAUAAAACGAAAGCAUGUUUUGUGUCAUGA
Messenger RNA from Ornithorhynchus anatinus (platypus), 1929 nucleotides. It is a transcript of the gene CXXC5, whose product is annotated as CXXC finger protein 5. The record is from RefSeq and is a predicted model, not a curated record. NCBI's taxonomy places the organism in Eukaryota, Metazoa, Chordata, Mammalia, Monotremata, Ornithorhynchidae. Bases 61 to 909 code for a protein of 282 amino acids. The transcript is spliced from 2 exons. Gene Ontology annotation, molecular function: methyl-CpG binding; zinc ion binding. Gene Ontology annotation, cellular component: nucleus.